UUAUAGAAUGGGACUAAUGUGUUCAAGUUCGUAAAUUAAUAAAAGGGAACAAAAAUAAAUAUAAACUGAUUAAAUAAUAGUAGAGAUGAUGAGCAAUAACUUUAAUAACCUAAACAUAGUAAUAGAGUUGAUUUAGGAUAUUAGUAUCUUUGAUAUGGCGAUAUAUUAGUAAACGAUCUUGAUUUGUAAUAUAAGUAUAAGUAAGAAGUAUAGGUGGAAGAAUAGAUUAAGAUUGAAGUGAAUUAAGAUAUUGAAUAGUAAAAUGGAAAGUCUAUAUCUGAAGAAUCUCAUCAUUCAUUGUUUUAAUCUAAAAAUCCACCUCCUUCAAUAACUUUAGAAAAUGAAUAAGAACCAUAUUCACAAUUAUUAUAAAGCAUGAUAGUAAAAAAGAAAGAAAAACUAUAAGCAAUUUAAUAAGACAUUGUUAUGCUUGAUUAUUCACCAAUAAGAUAGGAAUCAAAAUCAUAAAUUUCAAUAAUUAUAAAUUCUUUAGAGCCUUUCAGUUUAGAUUUUGAAUCUUCUUCCUCUUCAUAGUCAAUUCAAUGGAACUAGGAAUAUAGUGUUGAUAGCAAUGGUGAAAUUUUAGUAACUGGGAUUGUUAAUUGAUUUUGAAAGUUUUGAUUAUUAUCAAUAAUAUAAUAUAAUUAAUA
This is a messenger RNA of Paramecium sonneborni, 650 nucleotides long. NCBI's taxonomy places the organism in Eukaryota, Ciliophora, Oligohymenophorea, Peniculida, Parameciidae. The record is from the annotation of a GenBank genome assembly.